AUGAGUGACAGUCGCCUGACGACCCCAUUAGAAGUUGCAGAGGAAGGAAGGAGCACAGUGGUGCGAGAAUGGAUCGAGAAGAUAUCAGAGGUAGAUGACACUCGUGGCAGGGAAAGGGAGGGUUUAUCGGCACAGCCGUUUGGAGUUGCCUACGGCCCUACCAUCUUCAAGCGCGAGAGAAAAGCAAAUGGCCUCCGAGAACUCCCUAAGCCGAGAGCGGUGGCGAUCGGGCCGUACCACCCCCGCGAGAAUUCGCUGACGUUCAACGAUGAUUACAAGUGGAAGAUUACUAGGUUAAUGGUCAAUGAACUGGGGGUUGACGUGAAGAAGUACCUCGCAAAGAUGGAGGAGGAGGAAGAGGAUGCUCGCAGCAACUACAGCGAAGGUUUAUUGGAAUGGAGCAGCAAAGAUCUCCAUAUGAUGCUGCUGUUCGACAGCUCUUUCAUACUAUUCGUGAUAAAUCCAUUCUACAAAAGGUGGUGGCCGAAGUCCCAAGGCGCGAUCUGGGAGUAUAUGACUUUGUCUUCAGAUGUUACCAAAUACAUGAAGCAGAUCAAACUCGACUUGCUGAUGCCCGACAACCAAAUCCCCUUCUUCGCUAUCAAGAAACUGUUGGAAUGCUUCCCCGAAGACGAGAUCAUCUUUAAGGAAGAUCCGAUCGAACACUUAGCUUUGUGUUUCUUCGGCGAUCUCUGGCCCAUGAGGAAUGAAGAGCAGAAGAUGGAUGACGAGGCGGACUUUGAUCAUCUGCUCCAUCUUUUCCACUGGUCUCGAGUACCGGUCGAAGGAUACGAAAUAUACAGUGAAGAGCUAGGUAGCAAUGACGCUUCAGAACAAUAUAUCCCUAGCGCUACAGAGCUCCGAAAAUCUGCUAUAAAGUUUGAGAAGAAACACUCAGGCAGCAACUUGGACAUUACAUUCACACGCGGAUUGACGAAGAUAUCUGCAGUGAUCAAUAUCCCCACUUUGCACCUUUACGACUACAGCGAAGAAAUCUUCCGCAACCUCAUCGCGUUCGAGAAGAAUCCCAUGAACGACGUGCGCUGCUUCAUGGCCUACUCGGCAUGCAUGUCCUGCCUUCUGCAGCGUAAGAAGGAUGUGAAGCUACUUCGGGAGAGCGGGACAAUAGCGAGCACCAGCUAUAACAACGCCGACGUGGUCCAAUUCUUCAAGGACUUGAACCGGGAACUGCAGGAACAAGUGAUGCCCGGUACUCUAUUUCAUCUUUAUGGUCGCGUGAUGAUACAUCAUAACAGUCGUGUCAGCAGAGCUUAUGGGGGCUUCAAGUUGCAGUACUGCCCAAACACGUGGGUUGGUCUUUCGCUCGUCGCUGCCUUCGUACUCUUUAUUCUCACUCUUCUUCAGACAAUAUAUGCAAUAAUACAAAAGUAA
Molecule: messenger RNA, 1392 nt
Organism: Ananas comosus (pineapple)
Lineage: Eukaryota; Viridiplantae; Streptophyta; Magnoliopsida; Poales; Bromeliaceae
Exons: 1
Coding region: 1-1392 (463 amino acids)
Source: RefSeq, a predicted model, not a curated record